UGAGCGCCAGUCCCGGCCUUGUGGUGAUUUGCUGUGUAACGACAAGAGGCCGCAUCCGAGAACCGGGGAUCGUACAGAGCAGCCGGCGACAUGGAGUAUGUAAUUGGGAUUCAAGGCGACGAUUACGUGUUAGUGGCGGCGGACACGGUGUGUGCAAACAGCAUCAUCCAGAUGAAGCAUGAUGCAGACAAAAUGUUCAAGAUGAGUGAGAAGAUUCUCCUCCUGUGUGUUGGCGAGGCUGGAGACACGGUUCAGUUUGCUGAGUACAUUCAAAAGAACGUGCAGCUGUACAAAAUGAGAAAUGGCUAUGAGUUGUCUCCUGCAGCGGCUGCAAACUUCACACGCAAAAACCUAGCUGACUACCUGAGGAGUAGGACUCCAUACCACGUUAACUUAUUGCUGGCGGGGUACGAUGAACACGAUGGGCCAUCCCUCUACUACAUGGAUUACUUGGCCGCGCUGGCAAAGGCACCUUUCGCAGCCCAUGGUUAUGGAGCUUACCUCACCCUUAGCAUCCUGGACCGCUACUACAAACCAGGUCUCACAAGGGAGGAGGCUGUAGAGCUGCUUAAGAAAUGUAUAGCAGAGCUUGAGAAGCGGUUUAUCCUGAGCUUGCCUUCAUUCACCGUGCGGAUAAUUGAUAAGGAUGGAAUCCACGACAUGGACACCAUUCCUGCUUCGAGUGUCUGAUUUGCCCCCUUUUCCUUUCUCUCCAACCUGCUUUUUUACCUUGAUUUCUACCAUUUAUUUGGAAACUAGUGUAAUUAAAUUGCCUUAUGCUGAUGGCAUAUGAGGCUAAUGAAAUCUCA
Molecule: messenger RNA, 809 nt
Organism: Spea bombifrons (plains spadefoot toad)
Lineage: Eukaryota; Metazoa; Chordata; Amphibia; Anura; Pelobatidae
Gene: PSMB2
Product: proteasome 20S subunit beta 2
Exons: 6
Coding region: 91-690 (199 amino acids)
Biological process (GO): proteasomal protein catabolic process
Cellular component (GO): proteasome core complex, beta-subunit complex; cytosol; proteasome core complex
Molecular function (GO): peptidase activity
Source: RefSeq, a predicted model, not a curated record